UCCGAUCUGAUAAGCAAAAAAGGCGAAAAAAACCACAGCCAGCAAGUUAUCUUCUACAGCAGAAGAAUGGCGAAAAUAUCAGGAAAAUAAUAAUACAUCAUUAGUAAUACAAACAGCACCCGUAGACUAUAAGAGGGUUACUCUGUGGAUACCUGUGCUGUAACCGUCUAGUCGCAUCACCACGUUUGUUGACUGUGCGUUGGUGCUGACCUGUCUAGAUAGAUAUACGGAGUAUAUCCAUCCAUAUCUAUAUCCGCACUCGCCCUCUCUCUAGAUCAACUACCCACAGCAUUUUUGGAUAGGCCCUAUUUAUAUGAACACUACUUCUCAGCAGAGAAACGUUACAGCCCUCGAUCUUAUUCUGGCGACUCUCAUUUCGGAUCCUAAGCCGCCUCCAACGCAAAAUAUUAGAACGAUUUAAUGGGAGAACCUACUAUUACCAACCCCGCGCGGGGAGUUGCGCCGAAAAAAGUAUGGACCACUCUAAUCACCAACUCCGACUACCUCCCGGGCCUCCUCACCCUAGACUACUCACUGAAAAAAGUCGGCUCCAAAUACCCCCUCGUAGCGCUUUACACAGACUCCUUCCCACCAGAGGGACAUUCGGCGUUACAAGUGAGGGGCAUCCCAGCCAAGCAUAUCCCUUAUCUCCUCCCUGCCGCCCACAAGGAUUACAGUAAUGACACCCGCUUCUACGACUGCUGGAGCAAGCUAACUCCCUUCUCGCUUGUGGAAUAUGAUCGCGUCGUCCAGUUGGACAGCGACAUGCUGGUGCUGCGCAACAUGGACGAGCUGAUGGAGAUGGAGCUGGACGAUCCAGCGCUGAAGGGGGAGGGCCUCCGCGUUUUCGCUGCGAGCCAUGCGUGCGUGUGUAACCCGUUGAAGAAACCGCAUUAUCCCAAAGACUGGAUCCCAUCCAACUGCGCCCUGACAACCCAACAUUCAGACCCUACCAGCGCGCAAACACAAGGCGCUCCCGCAACCGCUGGCCUAGCCGUGCUCAACGGAGGCCUCCAGGUCGUCAAUCCUUCUACCGCUAUUUACGAGAAAAUCCUCGCCGUCCUGCAAACCCCGUCCUCAACAUCCAACUACGCCUUCGCUGACCAGUCGCUGCUCUCAGAUCUGUUCCCGGGUCGCUGGGUCCCGUUGCCGUAUAUUUAUAAUGCCCUGAAGACGUUACGGUGGGAAGGGGUGCAUAGUGCGAUCUGGAGGGAUAUAGAAGUUAAGAAUGUGCAUUAUAUUUUGAGUCCGAAGCCGUGGGAUGAGAAGGAGGAGGAGAAGGAAAAGGAGAAAGCGCAGGUAGAUGAGACGCACCGCUGGUGGUGGAGGGUUAAUAGAGAGAGAUUGGAAGAGGAGGAGAAGAGCGGGAUAAAGGCGGAUGGUUUUUAGUAAGUGGUUAUUUUUUUGGAUAUUGUUGGAUAUCUAUUGCUCUUUUUUUUUUUUCUGUCCCCUGGCAGCUUGGACUAGAAGAUACCCUUUUAGCUCUGAUUUUAUCGAUUUUGAUACCUCGGGUUCGGAUAGAGCAAUUGAAAAGAUUGAAUGAGAGAUUAUAUAAAUUGAUAUUUCACGCUGGAUAUCUCCUUGUAGGUUAAAAGCGCCACAUGCGAUUUGCCUGGCUCUACAUAUUACCUCUAGUUAUUUUCCCAAAUGUGAACAGAAUUCUACA
Blastomyces gilchristii SLH14081 is the source of this 1666-nucleotide messenger RNA. RefSeq names its product glycosyl transferase. The transcript has 3 exons. Gene Ontology annotation, molecular function: glycosyltransferase activity. NCBI's taxonomy places the organism in Eukaryota, Fungi, Ascomycota, Eurotiomycetes, Onygenales, Ajellomycetaceae. The coding region runs from base 421 to 1389 and encodes 322 amino acids. The record is from RefSeq and is a predicted model, not a curated record.